UUGACGUUUCUAUCCAUUUGACUACAUCCUCAACUCAUCAUCAUCUUAGCACUUUAGCAGCACAGUCCGCAAGCAGAGGGAAUCACGGGUCUUCUCUCGUAUGGAAGAACUUCCAACCUUUUGAGUCUGCCGCUUCCGAAGCACCGGUAGAAAAAACAACGCUUCUAAUCUUCUCCAUCUACUCUCUUACGUCACUGUAAGCACUUUCACUUUUUCUUUGCUCUCUUAAUUGAGUAUACUAUACCCUUUUCUUUCAUACUAAAACCUGAAAAUGCCACUUUUAUCCCCUUCAGCCCCUUUGUGUUUUUCUCAAUGGAACAAUUCCUUAACAACAUUUUCCUGUAAUUCCUUCACCCCUUUUCUACAUAGAACUGUUCCCAUUUGUAAAGCAAGACAUAUAGGCGGUGUUUACUUUAGAACUGAAUCAAAUGUGUUACACAAGUAUGUAUCAAAAUGUAAGGAGAGUGGUCGUGAUUUAUACACCGAAGAAGGCACGACAUCCUUUGACUGGGGCGAUGAAGAAGAAGAAGAAAUUGAUGAAGAUGAAGGGUUGCCUUGGGAAGGUGCUGUUAUAUACAAGAGAAAUGCUUCAAUCUUACAUUUGGAGUAUUGCACUACUUUGGAGAGAUUAGGUCUAGGAAACCUUUCAACUGAUGUUUCCAAAAAUAAGGCUUCUGUUAUGGGAUUGCGAAUUACCAAAGCAGUGAAGGAUUUUCCGAAUGGGACUCCGAUUCAGAUUUCUAUUGAUGUGACCAGGAAGAAGAAGAAAUUGAGGCUUGAUGGGAUCAUAAAAACCGUCCUCACGCUUGUGUGUAAUAGGUGUUGCAUGCCAUCUGCUGAGAGCAUAUUCUCUGAGUUCUCCCUUUUACUCACUGAAGAACCACCUGUUAAUGAACCAGAGACUAUGGAUUUCGGUGUUAUUUUUGGGGAAGACAAAAUUCCAACCCUUGGAAAAAGUGGCGAUGACGAUGAAGAUGCACUAAUCGAUCUGGAUGAUCAAUUAUAUUUUCCUCCUGAAGAGAAACAAAUUGACAUUUCAAAAAACAUAAGAGACAGGGUGCAUCUUGAGAUUACCAUGAAUUCAGUAUGUGAUUCUGGGUGCAAAGGUGUGUGCCUGAAAUGUGGUCAAAACUUUAACACCGGCAAUUGCAGCUGUAGCAAAGAGGAAGUAAAAGAAGAAAGCUUUGGCCCACUUAGAAAUCUAAGAGAGCAGAUGCAAUUGUAACAUGAAUAAGUUCAUGUUUAGGAUUUUCUAGUAAAUCAGGAUGUAUUCUUUUAGUUACAGCUAGGCCUCACAGCUAUCUUUGGAAUUCAUUUGUAUUGAUAAUUGGUAAAACAUUGUCUAAAUAUCUUUUGCUUAGUUUUUUAUAAUCAAAGUCAAACCCAUACGGUACUACAAGGGUGAUUUUUUUGUCCCCAAAAAGGUGAUUUUUUGCGCCAAAA
Medicago truncatula (barrel medic) is the source of this 1443-nucleotide messenger RNA. RefSeq names its product large ribosomal RNA subunit accumulation protein YCED homolog 1, chloroplastic. Lineage: Eukaryota; Viridiplantae; Streptophyta; Magnoliopsida; Fabales; Fabaceae. Bases 272 to 1225 code for a protein of 317 amino acids. The record is from RefSeq and is a predicted model, not a curated record. The transcript has 2 exons.